Pipistrellus nathusii (Nathusius's pipistrelle) is the source of this 1866-nucleotide messenger RNA. The record is from the annotation of a GenBank genome assembly. Lineage: Eukaryota; Metazoa; Chordata; Mammalia; Chiroptera; Vespertilionidae.
AUGGCGCUGCCAGGCCCGCUCCGGCCGCCGCGCAAAGUUCGCAGGAGGCGAGAGCUGCUGCUGCAGCAGAUCGGCUUCGUGUGCGCCGUGCUGGCGCUGGCGUGCUGCGCGCCCGGCCUCUUCGGCAGCCCGGGGCAUAAGACAGCUUCUGCAAGCAAGCAGGCUCUGCCCGCCUCGUGGAGAAACAGAAAGCUGAUGGCACCGCUGAAUGGGACUCAGGCAGCUAAGAACUGCACAGAUCCUGCCAUUCACGAGUUCCCCACAGACCUGUUCUCCAACACGGAGCGACAGCACGGAGCCGUCCUGCUGCACAUCCUCGGUGCUCUGUACAUGUUCUAUGCGCUGGCCAUCGUGUGCGACGACUUCUUCGUUCCGUCCCUGGAAAAGAUCUGCGAGAAACUCCAUCUGAGUGAAGAUGUGGCUGGAGCCACCUUCAUGGCUGCCGGAAGCUCAACGCCGGAGCUGUUUGCGUCUAUUAUCGGCGUGUUCAUCACCCACGGAGACGUCGGGGUCGGGACCAUCGUGGGCUCCGCCGUGUUCAAUAUCCUAUGUAUCAUCGGCGUGUGCGGCUUAUUCGCGGGGCAGGUGGUCCAGCUGACGUGGUGGGCCGUGUGCCGGGACUCCGUGUACUACACCCUCUCCGUCAUCGUGCUCAUCGCCUUCAUAUAUGAUGAAGAAAUUGUGUGGUGGGAAGGCCUGGUGCUCAUCAUGUUGUACGUGUUUUACAUUCUGAUCAUGAAGUACAAUGUGAAGAUACAGGCCUUCUUCACGGUCAAACAAAAGACCAUUGCAAACGGCAACACGGUCAGCAGCGAGCUGGAGGAUGGUAAUGAUUACUGUGGUAGUAGCUCUGAUGACCCUUCCCUGCCAUUGCUGGGGUCAGUGAAGGAGGAGCCGCGGUACAGCAAAAGCCCGGUGGUGAUGGUGGACGAGGUCCUGAGCUCCAGCCCGCCCAAGUUCAGCUUCCCCGAGGCGGGCCUGCGCGUCAUGAUCACCAACAAGUUUGGGCCCCGGACCCGGCUGCGGAUGGCCAGCAGGAUCAUCAUCAACGAGAGGCAGAGACUGAUCAACUCGGCCAACGGGGUGAGCAGAAAGCCCCUUCAGAACGGGAGGCAAGAAAGCAUCAAGAACGGGAAUGUUCCCACGGAGAACCCAGAGGACCCCCCGAGGGAGCAGCAGCCCCCGCCCCCGCCGCCGCCCCCAGAGGCAGAGCCCGUGGAGGCCGUGUUCCUGACCCCGUUCUCCGUGCCCGAGGCAAGCGGGGACAAAGCCAAGUGGGUGUUCACCUGGCCGCUCAUCUUCCUCCUGUGCGUUACCAUCCCCAACUGCAGCAAGCCGCGCUGGGAGAAGUUCUUCAUGGUCACCUUCCUCACCGCCACGCUGUGGAUCGCCGUCUUCUCCUACCUAAUGGUGUGGCUGGUGACUAUUAUCGGGUACACGUUUGGGAUCCCCGACGUCAUCAUGGGCAUCACUUUCCUGGCGGCGGGCACCAGCGUUCCAGACUGCAUGGCCAGCUUGAUCGUGGCGAGACAAGGCCUGGGCGACAUGGCGGUCUCCAACACCAUCGGGAGCAACGUGUUCGACAUCCUCGUGGGCCUGGGCAUCCCGUGGGGGCUGCAGACCAUGGUGAUCAAUUACGGAUCCACAGUGAAGAUCAACAGCCGGGGCCUGGUCUACUCCGUGGUGUUGCUGCUGGGCUCCGUGGCGCUCACCGUCCUGGGCAUCCAUCUCAACAAAUGGAGGCUGGACUGGAAGCUGGGCGUCUACGUGCUGGUCCUCUACGCCAUCUUCCUGUGCUUCUCCAUCAUGAUCGAGUUCAACGUCUUCACCUUCGUCAACCUGCCCAUGUGCCGAGAAGACGACUAA